Messenger RNA from Eruca vesicaria subsp. sativa (arugula), 516 nucleotides. Lineage: Eukaryota; Viridiplantae; Streptophyta; Magnoliopsida; Brassicales; Brassicaceae. The record is from the annotation of a GenBank genome assembly.
AUGCUCCCAGCUGCUCUUUCCACACCUCCGGAUAUCUGGUGCCAAAUCGUCGCCCGUUUCCUUAUUUCUUUGAUAAUAGAGUUGGCUAUUUUUGUGGCAUCGAUUGUACAAGGAGUGCAGAAUCAACUAGGGUUAACCUCCGAGGAACGCCUCAUGCUAGCCAAUCUCAGGGUCAGAGCUGCACCGAAGAACAGUUAUUAUCGACUCGAUGGCUCUGAUCCGCGUGAAUCAGACUGUGAGUUACUGGUUCUUGAAUGGGAAUCCCGAGCACCAAAGAGCAGAGUAGUGACGUCUCUUGCUGGGUCUUCCAUAAGGAAUGGUCCUGUUAGUCUUAAUCCAGCGACUGGCCUUGCUCCGGGCGAUAUCCGAAGUAUGGUUCGCUCGCUAGUUAUAUGCUUAACACAUGCAUCUGAGGUCAGAGGUGCCGCUAAGGGGUUCUCCUCCAGCUUCGCUGAAGAAGCUAGGUUCCUCCAGGAGCUGAAAACGAGUCCUUCGGAGGGCGAAGAAACUCAUUAA